Messenger RNA from Tetrapisispora phaffii CBS 4417, 3099 nucleotides. RefSeq names its product AAA family ATPase peroxin 6 (gene PEX6). Gene Ontology annotation, biological process: protein import into peroxisome matrix. The transcript has a single exon. Gene Ontology annotation, molecular function: ATP hydrolysis activity; ATP binding. The record is from RefSeq and is a predicted model, not a curated record. Gene Ontology annotation, cellular component: peroxisomal membrane; cytosol. Lineage: Eukaryota; Fungi; Ascomycota; Saccharomycetes; Saccharomycetales; Saccharomycetaceae. Bases 1 to 3099 code for a protein of 1032 amino acids.
AUGAGUAACUUACAAUUUCAAGAUGGUAGCUUUAUUCGAGUCAUCUUCGAUCACAAACAGACUUCUAGGGGAUUUGAAAUUUCAGCAGAUCUACAAUUGCUUUGGGAUGAAUUUAAAAGUCGGACUGAUAAAGAAAGAUAUGCUAAAGUCACUAUUCCAAGAUAUAAUAAUCGUAAACCUUUGGUAAAAAUAGGAAACUGUGUGGUUAACGAAGCUUUACCCAUUGGCACCGUUUCAUUAUCGGCCUCUCUUUAUAACGUUUCUCUAUAUGUUCCACAAAUAACUGUUUGCAAGUUUAAACCGGUAUCUUCACCACAAACUUUAGAAUCUAUUACAUUCCUAUUGAAUAGCGAACUUUAUGAUAAGGUUAUUGGUUCACUCACAAAAUCUGAGGUUAUAGAGUUUGUUUUACGGAAAUUUAAUAUACUUGUUGGGACUACUCCUCUAGAAAAUGAAGAGAACCUUUCUAAGUGUAUCUGCAAAGUUAUAAAUACACGACCAUGUAACAUAGGAUUAAUAAACCUUGACGAAACACAAAUAUCGAUAGUAAGAGAUGAUAGUGGACUAUUGCAAGAUUCCAUGAUUUCAACUGUGAUUAAAAUUCCAAAAUCGACAGUUUCUUUAAAAUGUUUGAAGUAUCCGGUUGCAAAGGAGCUAUUGCCAGGUUUUUUAGAACCAGAUGAAAACUUAACUACUGAUGAAGAUGAUGACUUAUAUGCAUUUGCAGGAUUUAAAUUAUUUGAAGAAGCUGGAAUAACAGAUGGUAGUCGUGUUACUGUAUACAAUGACCAUCACUCGAUGAUCUUAAAAUUAUUUGUUCUUCGACAACCAAAUAAUUUAUUGCAGUCUACAUUAUACGUUCAUCCAAGAGUAUUUGCAAACUUUCAGAUAUCCACAUAUGUCAAUAUUUUGAAGUACAGUUUAGAUAGAAAACACAUACCUGUAGCGACAUCAGUAUCGAUCGCUAGAGUAGGUAAUUAUAUUCAGACCCAAAGAAAGUACGAGGAAAUUAUAUUAUCAAAUUUGAAACAUUACUUAACUAGUAAGAUUAGGAUAUUAAGAAAAGAUGAACUGAUCCCAAUAGCAUUUGACUCCAAAUAUACACCAUUACUGAUACCUGAAUUAGAUAAUAACAUAACGGGAAAGUACUAUGAUAAAUUAGUUUGGUUUUCCAUUGAAAGUAUUAGCUUUCAAGAAAAUGGAGAUAUUGGUAAUUUGGAUUCUGAUCAAAGAUUAUUUACUAUUGACCCUCUGAAAACAAAACUUGUGACAGAGAAUAUAGUUUCUAAAAAUCCUUUAAUUAUCAAUAAUGAAAGUUAUAUUUCAUACUUUGGGUUAAAUUCAAACUUCAAAUAUGACUAUAAUAUUUUUACUUAUGCUAAUAAACUAAAAGACAUUUUAAAUGUCUCACAAAACUGUAUUGAACGUAAAUUGGCUAUUAAUACUAAAAUUUUACUUUAUUCAUUGACACCUGGUACCGGUAAGUCAACAUUGGUCAAUUCGUUAGCAUUAGAUUUGGGGUUUGAAUUACUAGAAAUGGACUGUAUGAAUCUCAUUAAUUCAAAUUUGGUUGGCUCCUUGAGUUCAGUUUCUAAAACUGUUGGGUUUUUAAAAGCAAAAUUCGAAUCAUUUUUGAAUUAUUCAUUGCCUGCAAUAAUUUUUUUGACACAUAUUGAUAUUUUACUACAAAAAGGUGAUCCAAAUCAAGAAUCACAAAGCGCUAAUGCAUAUCAGAUUAUGGAUAUAGAAUUUUCAUCUCUUUUGAAUAUAUUGCAGAAACAAUUUCCAUCGACAAUAUUUAUCUUCUCGACAAAUUCUUUAGAUUCUUUACCUAGAAAUUUUAUUUCAAAAAUUAAUUUUGAAAUAGAGGUACAGGUUCCUCAAGAAUCUGAGAGAAGAGAGAUUUUUAAAUGGUAUUUAUCCUCUGAUCAAAUUAAUAAAAUAAAAUUGGAGGAACUUGAAUUUAAGGUUAGUAAUAAUCUGAAUUUAAAUAAUAUUGCACUAAAAUCCGCAGGCCUUCUUCCCGCUGAUCUAAAAUAUGUUAUUGACAACUCUAAACACCGUGCGUUUGAAAGAUUUACUUCAUCAGUGAGAGACGAUUGUGUGCUCAUUGAUGUAAAUGAUAUCGAUUCUGCCAUUAAUGAUGUCCGUGGUGAAUAUGCAGUUUCCAUAGGUGCACCAAAAAUACCUAAAGUUACUUGGGAUGAUAUUGGUGGAGUUGAUAUGGUUAAGGGAGAAAUUAUGGAUACUAUUGAUAUGCCUAUGAAAUACCCAGAAUUAUUUGCGUCAGGAAUGAAAAAGAGGAGUGGUAUCUUAUUUUAUGGGCCCCCAGGCACCGGUAAAACAUUAAUGGCCAAAGCUAUUGCCACCAAUUUUUCAUUGAAUUUUUUUAGUGUCAAAGGUCCAGAGCUUCUUAACAUGUAUAUAGGUGAAUCAGAAGCAAACGUGAGAAGAGUUUUUCAGAAGGCCAGGGAUGCAAAACCUUGCGUAAUAUUUUUUGAUGAGUUAGAUUCAGUAGCACCAAAAAGAGGAAACCAAGGUGAUUCAGGAGGCGUGAUGGAUAGAAUUGUCUCACAGUUAUUAGCAGAAUUGGAUGGAAUGGGAACUAAUGGUGAUGGUGUCUACGUGAUUGGAGCAACAAAUAGACCAGAUUUAUUGGACGAGGCAUUACUAAGACCAGGGAGAUUUGAUAAGUUAUUAUAUCUUGGAAUCCCAGACACAAAUGAAAAACAACUAAAUAUAUUACAAGCUUUAACUAGAACAUUCAAAUUAAGUUCAGAAUGUGACUUGAAGAAAAUAGCAGAACUUUCGCCAUUCAAUUAUUCAGGUGCUGAUUUUUAUGGGCUUUGUUCUGAUGCAAUGUUAAAUGCUAUGACAAGAACAGCUUCUGAAGUUGAUAAAAAAUUAGAUCAAUACAACGCAGUGAAUGUGGAAAAAAUAUCCUUACGAUAUUGGUUUGAUAAUAUUGCUCAAGAAGAAGAUCUAGAGGUCGUUGUUAAAUUAAGUGAUUUUGUUAAGGCGCAAAGACAACUAGUCCCAAGUGUUUCGGAAGAAGAGUUAAAGCAUUAUGUAAGAGUAAAAGCCCAGUUUGAAAGCUGA